Molecule: messenger RNA, 264 nt
Organism: Anisakis simplex (herring worm)
Lineage: Eukaryota; Metazoa; Nematoda; Chromadorea; Rhabditida; Anisakidae
Source: the annotation of a GenBank genome assembly
AUGGUCCCACAAGCAGCAGUAUUGGUGUGCUUUUCAACACUUUUAUUCACACCAGUUCUAUCAUUACCAUUGUACUCUUAUGAAGAUCUAAGCAGUCCAUCGUUCGGAUUGUAUCGAGAUGAAGGUUUCUUGCCAGUACUGGAGCCGUCAGAGUACGAUAUGGCGCCUCGCUACGAUCCGAGGGCGAAACGUAGCUUCUAUGGAUUAUUCAAGAAAUUGGAUGAGGCUUACAAGCAUCGUGGACUCAAGAAGGCUUAUCAAUGA